AUGUCAAGGAGUAUUUCCGACGAGAAGGACCAAGAGAAAAAUGUGGGAAUUUCUACCAUAGAUAGAGAGAAAGCUUUACUCAAUGGAGAUGAUGAAAGUACUACCCAGAUAGGAACAACCAAAGAAGCCGAUAAUUGGGUUGAUAAAAUUGGUCUUCGUAUUAAUGCAGAAAUCAGAGGUAUUGAAAGAGUUCCUGAAGAAGAAAGAACUGAUACUUCAUUAUUAUCCCCAUUAUUCAUUUUCUUAUCACCAAAUAUGGUUAUCAGUGGGUUGUCCAUUGGAUCAUUGGGUCCAACUGCUUUUGAUUUAGAUUUUAGAACCAGUACCAUUAUUAUUUGUAUUUGGUGUUUCAUCGGUGCUUGUUGUACAGGUAUUUAUUCUGCAUUUGGUAUGAGAUUUGGAUUAAGACAACAAAUUUUAUCUCGUUAUUUCACAGGGAAUAUCAUGGGAAGAGUAUUUGCAUUAUUCAAUGUUAUUUCAUGUAUUGGGUGGAAUGCCGUUAAUGUUAUUCCUUGUGCACAACUUUUAAGUGCUGUUGGACCUUUACCACCAUGGGCUGGUUGUUUAAUUUUGGUUAUUUGUACUUGUAUUUUCGCUGUGUUUGGAUAUAAAACUGUCCAUUUAUAUGAAAAAUACGCAUGGAUUCCUAAUUUUAUUGUUUUUAUCAUCAUUAUUGCUAAAUUUGCUCCAACUCAUUCUUUCAGAUGGGGAGAAAUGAAAUCCGGGGAAACAGAAAUAGGUAAUGUAUUAAGUUUCAUUGCCGUUAUAUUUGGUUUAAAUGCUGGUUGGAUUCCCCUGUCUGCAGAUUACACAGUUUAUAUGCCAUCAAAUUCUAAUCCUUGGAAAGUUGCCUCAGCUAUGGUUAUUGGAUUGACUUUACCUACUAUUUUUGCCUGUGUCUUAGGUGCAGCUAUUGGUACUAGUGUUUCUAUUGACGGAUCAAGAUUUCAAACAGCUUACAAUGAAAACUCUAUUGGUGGGUUAGUUUAUGAGAUCUUAUGUGGUGAUAAUAACAAUCAAGGGUACAGGUUUAUCAUUGUUGUUUUUGCAUUGGGUGCUGUUUCUAACAAUAUGCCGGGUUCAUACUCGUUAUCAUUAGCCAUUCAAUGUAUUUGGAGUCAAUUUGCUCGUGUUCCAAGAAUUGCUUGGUGUAUUAUUGGUAAUUUGGUUUCUUUAGCUUUUUCCAUUCCAGCAUACUAUAAAUUUGAAGCAGCAUUAUCGAAUUUCUUAUCCAUUAUUGGUUACAAUGUUUCCAUUUAUUUAAGUAUGUCCUUGGCAGAACAUUUUAUUUACAGAAAAGGAUUUUCAGGUUAUGAUGUUAGUGAUUUCAACAAUCCAAAAACUCUUCCCAUCGGAAUAGCUGGUGUGGUUGGGUUCUGCUUUGGAAUUUGUUCUACAGUUCUUUCAAUGAAUCAAACAUGGUACCAAGGAGUCAUUGCUAGACAAAUCGGAGAAUAUGGUGGUGAUAUUUCAUGGGAGUUGAAUAUCAUUUUUGCCUUUGUUGGUUACAAUUUAGCUAGACCAUUUGAAUUGAAAUACUUUGGUCGUUAA
Molecule: messenger RNA, 1551 nt
Organism: Candida tropicalis MYA-3404
Lineage: Eukaryota; Fungi; Ascomycota; Pichiomycetes; Serinales; Debaryomycetaceae
Gene: FCY2
Product: Fcy2p
Exons: 1
Coding region: 1-1551 (516 amino acids)
Biological process (GO): transmembrane transport; cytosine transport
Cellular component (GO): plasma membrane; fungal-type vacuole membrane
Molecular function (GO): nucleobase transmembrane transporter activity
Source: RefSeq, a predicted model, not a curated record